AUGUCGCAAUCCCCACCCUGCUCGCGCAUUGCCUUCCUGAACACCACCAAUGUAUAUGCUCCAGAUGGCUCGGAUAACUCAUCAGCAGAGCGUAAACGGUCACCCUCGACUUCCGACGCAGGACGCGACGCCAAACGCGUCAAGCUCAGUUAUGAAGAUACGCCCGAAGAAACACAAUCUAAACGGACUGAAAUCGGAAAUGCGUUGACAAGAAUCGAACCCCCCAAGCAUGCCAUUCUCACUACAAGGAGUUCACUGAUGAUGGCGCCUUUGUCUACGCUGCGACGAUAUCCUGCACUAUCUACACGUCCAAUUCUUCGAUCUUUUGUCUCCUCCAAUAAAACCGAUGUGUUCCGAUGCUAUGCUACGGAGGGACAACAUAUGAGCAAUCCAUACGCAUGUGGAUACUCGCACGAUGCCAAGCGAGGAGGGACACACCUACUGGCCAUUGCCACAGAGUCUGGGGCAGUGCAUGUUCUCAACGCUACCAAGCGGGACGAAUGGGACUGUGGUAUGUCGUUCCCUCUUUAUGAGCUUACGACACCUUAUCUGCAUAAUGAUAAAGAACCACAGCGCGUAGUAUGGUCGCCGCACAAUAACGGUCUGUUCGAUAUCCAGUGGUCACCAUCCGACACGUUACUGGCCACAGCGUCGGGUGAUCAAACCACACGUAUUUCGUCCCUAGCAUCCUCCGUCUCGUCUGAAGAUAAGGUUUUAUGUGUGCUCCGCGGGCAAGAGAGCACCGUCAGAUGUGUCGCGUGGGACCCUUCAAGAGACGAUAUUCUGUGUACAGGCGGAAGGAAUGGUAGUAUUUGCGUCUGGGAUUUACGCGUUGGUGAAGGAAGAAGUCAUGUAAUAUCUGAUUUCGACACCGGCUCAGCUGUAAGUGGCAUACUUGCGCCUGUGCUCGUGGUCCCAGGUGCACAUGAGGAUAGCGGGAGGCAAUUGAAACCUAGAGGGAGGAAAGGCAAAAUUACACCGUCAUCUACUCUUCAUAGCAUCACCAACUUGCUCUACGACGAAGCCAACCCUACCUGUAUCAUCAGCAGUGGUUCUACUGACGGUAUACUUCGCAAAUGGGACUUGCGACUUCCUAUCGAGACCACUGGAAAAUCCAAGAAGCCAGCCAAGACACGGACCUCAUCGGUUUGCAUAUCGUCCUGCGAUCCGACAACUUUCCAAGGCGUUCGCCGCGCGCGGGGGAUUGUAAGCCUUGAGUCUGGCCGUGGGCCCACAGCCGGACUACUAUACGCACUCGGCACCGACGCACGGAUACACACCUAUUCCGCCACAUCGCUCGAACCGCUCUCUGGCUAUAGAUCAGAUAGUUUAGCCGAUGAUCCAUUCGUCUUUUCACAUCCAGAACUGCAGACAAACUCCUUCUAUGUCCACCUCGCAUUGUCACCGUGCGGUCGAUGGCUUGCAUGCGGUAGUGCUACUGGAGGGCGAGCAUUCCUCUUUGAUGUUAGUAACACUGCAUCCGCAGGGUACGUACGACAUGAUCGGCAUAAUCUGCAGGAGGAUGCGGUGGUGUUACGUGGCCAGAUGGGGGAGGUGGGCGCGUUGGAUUGGGCGGAAGGGUCGUUAGCCACAUGUGCGGAUGAUACCACGGUCAGGAUCUGGAGGCCCGAUAUAGAGAGAGCCGGAAUUUGUGUCGAAGGGAGCGAAGAAAUGAAAUGGACAUGGAGCUGGGCUGAGCAGUAA
Messenger RNA from Fibroporia radiculosa, 1704 nucleotides. RefSeq lists its product as uncharacterized. NCBI's taxonomy places the organism in Eukaryota, Fungi, Basidiomycota, Agaricomycetes, Polyporales, Fibroporiaceae. Gene Ontology annotation, molecular function: protein-macromolecule adaptor activity; protein binding. Gene Ontology annotation, biological process: proteasome-mediated ubiquitin-dependent protein catabolic process. The coding region runs from base 1 to 1704 and encodes 567 amino acids. Gene Ontology annotation, cellular component: nucleus. The record is from RefSeq and is a predicted model, not a curated record. The transcript has 4 exons.